Messenger RNA from Mycetomoellerius zeteki, 2978 nucleotides. RefSeq lists its product as uncharacterized. Bases 195 to 2978 code for a protein of 927 amino acids. The transcript is spliced from 10 exons. Gene Ontology annotation, molecular function: catalytic activity. Gene Ontology annotation, cellular component: mitochondrion. The record is from RefSeq and is a predicted model, not a curated record. Gene Ontology annotation, biological process: fatty acid beta-oxidation. Lineage: Eukaryota; Metazoa; Arthropoda; Insecta; Hymenoptera; Formicidae.
GUCGCAUCGCGACCGCCUCGUCUGUUUUAACACUCUCACCGGGCCGCUCGGUGGAUCGAUCGGUGGAAGAACCGGGACGUAUACGCGUGUCAUCGUCGAUCGUCAAUCGUCUACAAAUACGUCUCGAGAAGACGUAGAAAAGGAGAGUAGAGAAAAAGAGAGAGAGAGAGAGAAGAAGAAAGACAGAGAGAGCCAUGAGACUAGCAGCAGUGUUGACGUUGCUAUGCUGUCUGGUGAUAGGGGCACUUGCCUCGCCGGUGCCUAAGAUUGCUGACAGCAAGGUGUCGACUCAGAAUGUUGUUGCAACCGGCAGGCAAGCGCCUGCGGCGCCAGUCGCCACCGAUGAUGACGAUGACGACGACGACGAUGAUGACGACGACGUCGAUAUAGAUAUCACUGAUGAUGAUGAUGAUGAUGAUGACGAUGAUGACGACGAUGAUGAUGACGACGACGACGACGAAGAUGACGGCGAUUAUUUGGAGCGUUUCAUUGAAGAUAUACUUGGAGGAGAGGAAGACGAUGAUGAUGACGACGAGGAUGAAGUCGCUUCACCGGCACCUGCCGUUGCAUCCGCCGUAACACCUCCACCUACCCCCGUCAAUUCGCCACAGGUGCCGCUCGCCGUGGCGGCUGAUUUGAAUCAAGCCAGCGAGGAAGCUGCGGAGGAUGCCGCGUCGAGUGAGACGGUCGAGGACGAUACCGGCAGCUACGAGGAUGAGGCGGGUGACGUUGCCGAGAAUCAGGCUGCAUCCAACAUUCACGAGACGACGUUCGAAGGUGCCGAGUCCGUCUCGAAUCCGAUAUCAAUCCAGGCCGUUGGAGCUUCUCCCAGCGUUGCAGCGGUUGCUCAGGUCAGCGACGAGGACGACGACGAUGACGAUGAUGACGACGACGAUGAUGUAGAUCUAGACAUCACGGACGAUGAUGACGACGACGACGACGACGACGACGAUGAUGAUGAUGAUGACGACGAUGAUGACGACGACGACGUGGAUGACAUCGCCGACAUCGCCGACGCUAGGCACGCACGUGCCAUGGACUCCGAAUCGAGUGGUCACAUGCCAGCGAUUUAUGUAGCAAAAUAUAAUCGGUUCGUCGAUAAUAUUCUCGGCAAGAUCAACAAUAUUCUGCGGGCCAAUUAUGAACCGGUGACUGUGAAACUAACGAAUUCAAAUUCAAGCUCCAAGAAGAACAAAAACAAGACUAAGAGGAAGGGCACCAAGAACGGUACCAAAAAGAGCGCCUCAAGGCCGAUCGACACGUCCGUUGUCACUGAAAAGAGUGACAAUGAAAAUAAAAUCGAGAAAGUCACGCAGACCAUUGAAUCUAUAACGCAAAUAAACGAAGCGGAAAAAGAACCGAUUUCAUUGGAAUCUCCUGCAGAAAUGAGAUCUAAUAAUAGACGUACGACCAAUAAGAGCAAUAAGAACUCUAACAAGAAUCGCAAACGAACGAAGAAUAGGACUAAAAAUCAAAGCAGCAACAAGAACAAGACCAAGUCUAAGAGCAGACCAAAAGCGAGAGCCACUCUGUAUGGAUUGGCAUCCUUGCAGAGGACGGGCGACGUAUCGGUGAACAUGAUGAGCGAUCACACGACAAUUAAGACCAAGUUCAGCCUGGGACCAUUGGUGCUGAAGGUCGAGAAAGAGUUUGGCAGAGCCGCGAAAAAGGAGCUGAGGAGCGCGACCGCUACUACGGCCGAGAUGUCUGGCAAACUGAGCCUCCGUGUGUUGCACGGCGGUGCGGCGACGCUGCAUUCUAUUCGAGUUUUGCAACCUAAACAGGUUCGAGUGGAAAGCCAAGACGAUCAUGACCGAACGCGGGAGUUUGUAUGGAAGAGAUCGUCGCAUAUCGCGCAUUUGGUGUCGCAGAAACUUUCCUCGGCCACCAGGUCAAUGCUUCGACCGCCACCUGUUUCACCUGCAGCUCGAAAUAGGAUCAAGGAUAACGACGUCAUAAAUUUUUUCACGUCUACGUGCUACGGCGUCAUACGAGAAACCGGUCAGUUGCACAUUCGAAUACACACAUUUUCAAGAAAAUACAUUUUAACUCUUUUUGCUUCGUGCAAAAUGGUUUCGUUAGUGACAGGUGUCAGAGCUACGAGCUCUCUUUAUCACUUCUGCGCUUGUGCCGCAAGGACAUUGACUACGAGCGCGAUGCCAAGUCCUAAGGACGAAGCGAAAGAAGUGAUCGUCAGUUACUUGGAUGGCAAAGACAAUGGUAUUGCUGUAUUAGGAUUAAACAGGCCUGCCGCUCGUAAUUCUUUCGGAAAGACCUUGAUCUCUCAGUUGAACGAAGCGCUAGCCUCCAUUAGGCAAAACAACAAGUUGAGAGUGCUGAUAGUACGCAGCCUGGUCCCAAAAGUAUUUUGCGCUGGGGCAGACCUGCGAGAGAGAUUUAAAAUGGAUAAUUCUGAGGUGCUGCAAUUCGUGUCCUCGCUGAGAGAUCUUAUGACCGACGUGGAGACCCUACCGACGCCGGUGAUAUCGGCCAUCGAUGGUGCAGCAUUGGGCGGAGGAUUGGAGCUCGCGUUAGCCAGCGAUAUCAGAGUCGCUUCCUCCGAAGCAAAGAUGGGCCUCGUUGAGACUAAACUAGCCAUAAUCCCAGGCGCCGGCGGAACGCAGAGACUUCCGAGGAUAAUCGGAGCAGCCAAGGCUAAAGAAUUGAUCUACACCGCACGGAUUCUGGAUGGUGAGCAGGCGCUGCAAAUCGGUCUCGUGAACGAGGUAGUUUCACAAAACAAGGUCGGCGAUGCAGCUUAUCAAAUGGCUCUUUCGAUCGCGAGAGAAAUUUUACCCAACGGCCCUAUUGGUGUUAGAUUGGCGAAAGUAGCGAUAUCUAAAGGUAUGGAAGUCUCUCAGGAAGACGGUAUGGAGAUCGAGGAACAAUGCUACAGCAAGCUUGUGAAUACGAAGGACAGAAUCGAAGGACUUGCCGCUUUCGCGGCGAAGCGCGUACCUAUCUAUCAAGGAGCGUAA